Messenger RNA from Apodemus sylvaticus (European woodmouse), 2414 nucleotides. It is a transcript of the gene Inip, whose product is annotated as INTS3 and NABP interacting protein. The transcript is spliced from 5 exons. NCBI's taxonomy places the organism in Eukaryota, Metazoa, Chordata, Mammalia, Rodentia, Muridae. Gene Ontology annotation, biological process: DNA repair. The coding region runs from base 259 to 573 and encodes 104 amino acids. The record is from RefSeq and is a predicted model, not a curated record. Gene Ontology annotation, cellular component: SOSS complex; nucleoplasm; nucleus.
CUUGGGGUAGCGUCCGUUGCGUCCAGUCGAUAGGCGGGACUUCCGCUUCCAAGGGAUCCGUCAGUCAGGAGGCGGAAGUUGGUGCCGGCGGGAAUGUUGUAGCGCGGCGCAUUGCUGCACUCUCGCCGGGUUCUGCGUGGGCGCGCCCCCCUGCACUGCGGCCACCGGACAGCGAGGUUUCUCGAGGCUCCUCGCAUUCCGGAUGAUUGUAAAGUCCUGAUCAGUGGCCACUGAAUAUAAUUGAAACAGAAUAGGAAGAUGGCAGCAAAUCCUUCAGGACAAGGUUUUCAAAAUAAAAAUAGAGUUGCAAUUUUGGCUGAACUGGACAAAGAGAAAAGAAAAUUACUUAUGCAGAACCAAUCUUCAACCAGUCACCCUGGAGCUAGCAUCUCCCUCUCCAGACCCUCUCUUAAUAAGGACUUCCGGGACCAUGCCGAGCAGCAGCACAUAGCGGCCCAACAGAAGGCUGCUUUGCAGCACGCUCAUGCACAUUCAUCUGGAUAUUUCAUAACUCAAGACUCUGCAUUUGGGAACCUUAUUCUCCCUGUCUUACCUCGCCUUGACCCUGAAUGAAGAGAGUGUCCGCGAUAAGGAACACUUAUUUGUAAUAUCAAAGGUCAAAGUUCUCCCUCGGCUCUAUACAAACUCUGACUUUGAGAACUUUGGAGAACUUAGCUUUUGUUUCUUUAAAGAAAGGAAUAAGUAAGUGGGACAGGAAAGAGAAGCGGAGCUGGGGCACCGAGUCCUCAGGUGGUGGAGGCAGCGGAGGACCUGGCUGUGCUGGCCGAGACUGACUUCUUUGUGUUGUCAUCUGACUUUCCCUCAGACUCAGAAUCGCUUAGUCUCAUGAAAUCUGCAUCACCUUCAACAAGUUGGACUGAAUUAUCAUGUGGGAAGCCCGGGUCUGACCCAUCACUGCACAGACAAGCUCUGACGACGGCACACGCCUGUGAUCUCAGCACUAGAGGCAUAGAAGCAGGAGGUCAGAAGUUCAAGGCCAUCCUUGCGUAGGUAGUGAUUUUGAGACCAGUCUAAGGUAUAUGAGACUGUGCCUCAAAAAAAAAACAACCUAAACAAAUAGACGAGCCAUUAAUAGUCCUAACUUUAAAGAAAUGAGGAUGCUUUUUAAAAAUGUGAAGACUAGGCUUACAUACUUCUUGGUUUCUUGUGUUAAGAAACCAGCUAUUUAGACAUAGGCUCAUAGCCAAUAACUAGUUCUCCUACUCUGGAUUUUAAAAGGAAACUCCAAGUCAGACUAAAUUACCAGCCAAUCUUAAAUCUUUUUCAAAUAAAUGCUACUAUGAUAGCAAAUAAAUGAUGUGACUAAAUACUGUUCUGAAAAGCAGCCCAAGAAACACGGUAGCUGUAACUGUGUGUGUAUUCUCACGGCAUGUUGCUGCCUGACUGCUGUGCCUGAGUGCUUUUAUUUUCUAUUUUUUAUCGAAUUGAAGACUUAAAAUUAGGCAAAUUAAAGCCUUUUAAAUCAUUUUAAAUAAGGUUAGAUAAGUUGCUCAGCAGGGCCAAACCUUACCAAGAACUGAGGUGCUCAUUUAUACAUGUGCCUCUCCUACCCUCUCGUUGCCCUGUAAAAUUAGAGUUUGAUUAAAGUGUGAAAAGUAUGGCUAGAGAGUUCUAUAAUACCUUACACAAAAAUGUCAUGAUUAAAAUUAUAUGAAUUAUAUUUUAUAAGGGAGGUAUUUUGUAAGGAUCCUGUCAUGUUUUGUUUCCAAGGAUUGAACCUAGGACUAACAGUUACGGAUAUGUUGUUUCCCGAGCCUCAUCCCCUGUGUAAUUGACUGCAUCUCCACUCUCUCUGCUGCUGGGGGAAUUGAAACCUUUUCAGUUGGGUCAAUAUUCAGUCACAGUUUUACUCCCUUCUGAUAGUUUCCUGUAGGUGUUCUCACCAGCCGCAUAGCACCAGCCUGCUCAGUGUAAGUGAAGCAGCAGUCUUAGAAACAUGACCUGAUUUCCAUUGAGGAAGGUGGAGCCAGCCCAGUCACCACAGCAUUCCCUCGUGUCUGCUGCUGACCCAGUGACCUUCUUGCUCCUGCCCUCCAAAAGCCCAACCAGCCUCUGCAACUCCUAGGAGUCUUCAUUUUCUUGAAUUUCGCCAAGUUUCUGUUCAGUGUGAUCCUUUGGUAUACUGACAUGGUUCUAAAUCUAUCUGCUGAUGUUAGGAAGAUAAAACAUGUGUAUAAGUUUUCCACUGUUGAAGCCUUUGCCUACUCUGUAACUUUGUAAUCUAGGUGCUUUUUUUCCUUUCCUGUAUCAGAUAAAAUACCCUGAUGGAAACAACUUAUGGGAGAAAGGGCUUAUCUAGGUUCACAGUUUGGACACAGUCCAUCAUGGUUGGAAUGUCAAAGCAGCAGGAGCUUGAAGCAGUUGGUCAAUAAUUAAAGAACAAAUGGAUACUA